AAAACUUAUUAAAUAAUGACUGUUAAGGAUAAAACUCAAGAGUGCAGACAUGUCUCGCAAAAGAAUUGGCAAAUAAUUUCGACGGCAGUAAGUAAUGGGUCUGACAUUGAAUCCGUGCUAUUAAUCGAUGGCUUUAAUACUAAGCCUCUGUACAUUCCGUCUCAUAAUUUCCGAUUGGAUUAUCCUUAUAAUGAGAUCAAUCUGUUGCCUCCAUUCUUCUACGACGAGAAAGAAUUUCUUCAAUGGUUUGUCAAACAGAUCCAACCGAAAACAUUUUAUCUACGAAUCCAUGUCUGCAAUGCCGUCGAACUGCUCACUAAAGUAGUGUUAAAAUUCAGAAGUCUUAGUCAAAUCAGUUGUCAUUGGUUUAUAUUAACCAAAGAGUUCAUCGAAAUAUUGGUUAAGAACUGUCGAAAUAUAGAAGUCGUAAACUUUGAGAAUUCAAUUGGUAUUAACUAUAGUUCUUGUCUUUUAUUGAGUCAAAUGACAAAACUAAAGCAUUUGAAUCUUUCCGGAUGUGAUAUCUAUGAAAACAGUAUCGAAAUGAUACUUAAAAAUUGCAAACAAUUAAUAUCAUUGAAUAUUAGCAACAAUUGUGAGUUAACCGGUAGAUGUCUUGUUUGGAUUAACAGAUCCAUUGAAAGACUUGAUCUUAGAGAUUGUUGGAGAUUAGAUCCGCACGAAUUGAUUGCAAUGUCUCGCAUGAGAUUAGACUCUUUGGUUGAAUUACUGGCCAAUAGUGGUAUAAAUGACGAGUCGAUGACUGAAAUAUGUGUCAACUGUCCUAAUAUAAGACAUUUAAAUAUAAGUUUUGAUUACAUUGAAUAUGACGACGACUGCGGUCGUAGAGUAUUAUCUGACUUUGGAUUCAAAGAAAUUGCAAAACUAAAAGAUCUACAAAUCCUUAUCUUAAGACACGUCGGAAAGUUGACUGACAUAUCAUUGCAUAAUAUUCUUAUGGGUUGUAAUAAUCUGACAAAUUUGAUACUCAAUCUCAGACACAGACAUCGACUUACAGAUAAUGCUGUCACAGAUAUAGCAGAGUUGUGUCCAAAUCUAAUAUACUUUGAGUCCGUUCACAACCACUUCAUUAAAGAGAAAUCAUUACUUAGUUUAUCACAAAUGAAAAACUUAGCGAAACUUGUUUUACGCGGCAAUGAAUUAGUUGACAAUCAGGUGACAAAUGUGAUCAAUGAUUGUAAUAAUUUGGUUGAUAUUAAUCUCGAUGGUUGUAAUGUCACUCAAUUGGUUCUCAUGGCUUGUAUUAACAGAUCAAAACAAUUGCAGACAAGUGACCAAACAUUGAAUAUAUCACUGAUUCGGACCAAAAUUGAUAGGAAAGUCCUCAAUGAAUGCCAAUUACCACACAAUCUAAGAGUUAGAGUCAGCGGACCAAACAAUUUGGAGCAUUACUCACAAUUUGAUGGCAAAUCUGUGACAACUCAAAGACUCAAACUAAUUGUUCCCUACUUUUGGUUAGACUAUACAUAA
Molecule: messenger RNA, 1491 nt
Organism: Oppia nitens
Lineage: Eukaryota; Metazoa; Arthropoda; Arachnida; Sarcoptiformes; Oppiidae
Product: F-box/LRR-repeat protein 7-like
Exons: 1
Coding region: 16-1491 (491 amino acids)
Source: RefSeq, a predicted model, not a curated record